AUGGGCCUGGAGAAUGGUAUUGACAAAGGAGUUGAUGAGGCGGACAUUAUCAAGGCCCUGAAGGGGCAUAUAAAAGAGGGUUACACGGUAAGAACUGAACACAGCAACUUCUCAGUCUGUAAAUAUGUUUGCUGUAUACAGUACCAGUCAAACGUUUGGACACACCUACUCAUUCAAGGGUUUUUCUUUAUUUUUACUAUUUUCUACAUUGUAGAAUAAUAGUGAAGACAUCAAAACUAUGAAAUAACACAUAUGGAAUCAUGUAGUAACCAAAAAAGUGUUAAACAAAUCUAAAUAUAUUUUAUAUUUGAGAUUCUUCAAAUAGCCACUCUUUGCCUUGAUGACAGCUCUGCACACUCUUGGCAUUCUCUCAACCAGCUUCACCUGGAAUGCUUUUCCAACAGUCUUGAAGGAGUUCCCACAUAUGCUUAGCACUUGUUGGCUGCUUUUCCUUCACUCUAACGUCUGACUCAUCCCAAACCAUCUCAAUUGGGUUGAGGUCGGGGGAUUGUGGAGGCCAGGUCACCUGAUGCAGCACUCCAUCACUCUCCUUCUUGGUAAAAUAGCACUUACACACCGUAACACCUCCUCCUUCAUGCUUUACGGUGGGAAAUACACAUGCAGAGAUCAUCCGUUCACCCACACUGCGUCUCACAAAGACACGGCGGUUGGAACCAAAAAUCUCCAAUUUGGACUCAUCAGACCAAAGGACAAAUUUCCACCGGUCUAAUGUCCAUUGCUUGUGUUUCUUGGCCCAAGCAGGUCUCUUCUUCUUAUUGGUGUCCUUUAGUAGUGGUUUCUUUGCAGCAAUUCGACCAUGAAGGCCUGAUUCACACAGUCCCCUCUGAACAGUUGAUGUUGAGAUGUGUCUGUGACUUGAACUCUGUGAAGCAUUUAUUUGGGCUGCAAUUUCUGAGGCUGGUAACUCUAAUGAACUUAUCCUCUGCAGCAGAGGUAACUCUGGGUCUACCAUUCCUGUGGUGGUCCUCAUGAGAGCCAGUUUCAUCAUAGCGCUUGAUGGUUUUUGCGACUGCACUUGAAGAAACUUUAAAAGUUCUUGAAAUAUUCCGUAUUGACUGACCUUCAUAUCUUAAAGUAAUGAUGGACUGUCGUUUCUCUUUGCUUAUUUGAGCUGUUCUUGCCAUAAUAUGGACUUGGUCUUUUACCAAAUAGGGCUAUCUUCUGUAUACCAUGUCACAACACAACUGAUUGGCUCAAACGCAUUAAGAAGGAAAGAAAUGCCACAAAUUAACUUUAAGAAUGCACACCUGUUAGUUGAAAUGCAUUCCAGGUGACUACCUCAUGAAGCUGGUUGAGAGAAUGCCAAGAGUGUGCAAAGCUGUCAUCAAGGCAAAGGGUGGCUAUUUGAAAAAUCUCAAAUAUAUUUUGAUUUGUUAAACACUUCUUAGGUUACUACAUGAUUCCAUAUGUGUUAUUUCAUAGUUUUGAUGUCUUCACUAUUAUUCUACAAUGUAGAAAAUAGUACAAAUAAAGAAAAACCCUUGACUGAGUAGGUGUGUCCAAACUUUUGACUGGUAGUGUAUAAUAAACAUUCUUGUUUUUCACUCUUUUUCACCAGUUUAAUCCCGUAUCACCUUUAACAGAGGGGAAUAAGUACUAUGUGAAGGCCCACACUCUGACACAGUUCACUGCCUAGUUAGUGCAAUACCAGCUGAUAAACUACCUAUGAUCAAUGCCAACAAGAAUGAUGAGAAGAAUGAUGUCUUCAAGAAGAUGAGAGCCAUCAGACUAGCAGCAAGUUACAUAGGUAACACGUGUUUAUGGAACAUUGUUUAUAAUAUAUAAUGUUGGCGGCAGGGUCUCAUCAUACAAUUGACUAGUCGGUGCAUAUCAGCCCAUAUCAGAGCAGAGUUUGAACCCUUGGGCGCGUUCAGCAGGACACAACGUUUUGGAAUGUUCAGAUAGAAAUAUGUUGUGUAGAACAAACAUGCCUCUCCGACAUAUAGACCAUGGAAUCAUGUCCGCUCUAUUCAUGGCAAUUCUAUCUGCAAAAUUCAACAACGUUUGGAAAAUGAAUGUUGCCCUGGUCUUGAACUCAGUUUUAAAUAUGUGUUUUUUCACAAAUAAUACAGUAUAUUUUCAUGUAAAAUAAACAAAUUACUUAAUACAUACACAAACUGACAUGAUACUUUAGACCUUUAGUAGUAAUAAGAUGGAAGAGACACAAGAUUCAAUUGGUUUCCAUGUAUUUGGCAGGGAUUCCCCAAAUGGUUAUUCUCACCAAAGUGGAUGUAGCCUGUCCAUUGGUGAGGAAAGACCUGAGAAAGGUCUAUCUGAGAAAGUAUAUAAAGAUAAAGGUAAGUUAAUUAUAUUUUUUACGUUUUGCUAGAAAUGCAAGUAUUUGCAGAUUUGGCGCUCCAUAGUCUCACUUGAUGAGGAAAACAUUUACAUGUUAUAUCUGUCGGGAGACUGUGUCAUAUGACUAAUAAUGUGGAACAAUUAUUUUGGUGGUUUUGUGUUACUGGCUAUUUGGAUUAAUCAUGUACGAUUUCACAGUUUUCAUUAGUUUCAUAUCCUGGACUGGUUCUGGGUUGCCAAGAUAUGCACUCCUGGACCAUAGGCCCUGGCCUACAGUAUGAAAUAAAUGGUUUGAGGGAGGACUUUAAUUUGUGCUUUCUCGUCUCCCUGGGAGAUACAUGUCCAAAUGUAUUAUUCUACUCAUCUGAUUGAAUUCCAACUAUAUUCUUUAUUGCAGAUGGAGCAGUGUAGUAAUGAACUGGGAGUACCAGUAGGCUGCAUUAUGCCUGUUUAA
Coregonus sp. 'balchen' is the source of this 2773-nucleotide messenger RNA. Lineage: Eukaryota; Metazoa; Chordata; Actinopteri; Salmoniformes; Salmonidae. The record is from the annotation of a GenBank genome assembly.